This is a messenger RNA of Lemur catta (Ring-tailed lemur), 8323 nucleotides long. RefSeq names its product forkhead box N3 (gene FOXN3). The transcript has 7 exons. Gene Ontology annotation, biological process: regulation of DNA-templated transcription. Gene Ontology annotation, molecular function: cis-regulatory region sequence-specific DNA binding; DNA-binding transcription factor activity. Lineage: Eukaryota; Metazoa; Chordata; Mammalia; Primates; Lemuridae. Bases 507 to 1979 code for a protein of 490 amino acids. Gene Ontology annotation, cellular component: nucleus. The record is from RefSeq and is a predicted model, not a curated record.
UUUAACAUACUUCUUCCUCCAGUUUGAAUCCACAGGACUCCUUGUCGCUCAUUAGAAUUCCAGGUGGAAUUAAAGUUGCACAGUUUUGGGUCAUGAUUUUUGUGGGAAAAAAUCAACUAAAAUAUUAUAACCAAAUUGAUGACGUUCACUGGGGUCACAUCACACUGAGGUCCUUGUGAUGGUCCUGAUAUGGAAACACCUGAAUUUAAUGUGAAACAAUUGGCUGUAAACUUACAGGUAUUUUGUGUUUUUGAGAAGGAUAAACAAUGAGACAAAUAAUACAAUGUGAUACGAGUUCUGCAUUGUGCUUAUUUUGUAGUGUUUGUCAUGAAGCUUGAAAGAAUUUUACAUGUGUAUUCAUGUAUUACAGAGAAACUGAGGCACCAAGAAACAACUGAUUUUUCUCAGGGUCACACUGAGAGUCUUCGUAGAUCUAGGAAGGAGGCAUUGUGAAGUUUCCCAUUCUUUUAAUAAUGCAUUUGCACAUUAAAGGAGCCUUCACGUAAAUGGGUCCAGUCAUGCCUCCCAGUAAGAAGCCAGAAAGCUCAGGAAUCAGUGUCUCCAGUGGACUGAGUCAGUGUUACCGGGGCAGCGGUUUCUCCAAGGCCCUUCAGGAAGACGAUGACCUCGACUUUUCUCUGCCUGACAUCAGAUUAGAAGAGGGGGCCAUGGAAGAUGAAGAGCUGACCAACCUGAACUGGCUGCACGAGAGCAAGAACUUGCUGAAGAGCUUUGGGGAGUCAGUCCUCAGGAGUGUCAGCCCCGUCCAGGACCUGGACGAUGACACCCCCCCGUCCCCUGCCCACUCUGACAUGCCCUAUGAUGCCAGGCAGAACCCCAACUGCAAACCCCCAUACUCCUUUAGCUGCCUCAUAUUUAUGGCCAUCGAGGACUCUCCAAGCAAGCGUCUGCCAGUAAAGGAUAUCUACAACUGGAUCUUGGAACAUUUUCCAUAUUUUGCAAAUGCACCUACUGGGUGGAAAAACUCAGUGAGACAUAAUUUGUCAUUGAAUAAGUGUUUUAAGAAAGUGGACAAAGAGAGGAGUCAGAGUAUUGGGAAAGGGUCGUUGUGGUGCAUAGACCCAGAGUAUAGACAAAAUCUAAUUCAGGCUUUGAAAAAGACACCUUAUCACCCACACCCACACGCGUCCAAUACACCUCCCAUCUCUCCUCAGGCAUAUCAAAGCACAUCAGGUCCACCCAUCUGGCCGGGCAGUACCUUCUUCAAGAGAAACGGAGCCCUUCUCCAAGAUCCUGACAUUGAUGCUGCCAGUGCCAUGAUGCUUUUGAAUACUCCCCCUGAGAUACAAGCAGGUUUUCCUCCAGGAGUGAUACAGAACGGAGCGCGGGUUCUGAGCCGAGGCCUGUUUCCUGGCGUGCGGCCCCUGCCCAUCACGCCCAUCGGGAUGACGGCCGCCAUGAGGAAUGGCAUCACCAGCUGCCGCAUGCGGACUGAGAGCGAGCCGUCCUGCGGCUCCCCGGUGGUCAGCGGAGACCCCAAGGAGGAUCACAACUAUAGCAGUGCCAAGUCCUCCAACGCCCGGAGCACCUCUCCCGCCAGUGACUCCGUGUCCUCCUCCUCCUCCUCCUCCUCGGCCGACGACCACUACGAGUUUGCCGCCAAGGGGGGCAGCCGGGAGGGCAGCGAGGGCAGCUUCCAGAGCCACGGGAGCCACAGCGAGGCGGAAGAGGACGACAGGAAACACAGCCAGAAGGAGCCCAAGGAUGCGCUGGGGGACAGCGGGUACGCAUCCCAGCACAAGAAGCGCCAGCACUUCGCCAAGGCCAGGAAGGUCCCCAGCGACACCCUGCCCCUCAAAAAGAGACGCACCGAAAAGCCCCCCGAGAGCGACGACGAGGAGAUGAAAGAAGCGGCCGGGUCACUCCUGCACUUGGCAGGGAUUCGGUCCUGUUUGAAUAACAUCACCAAUCGGACGGCAAAGGGGCAGAAAGAGCAAAAGGAAACCACAAAAAAUUAAAAACAAGUCACUGAUUUGUUUUGAACUUACGGCCAUUUGGUUUCAGCAUGUCAGGAGAUUUCUAAUGAUUUGUGGCAAUAUCAGCAAUUUUUUUUCCUUUUUUCUUUUUCUUCUUCUUUUUUUUUUUGGUUUGGUUUUCUUUCUUUUCUUUUCCUUUUUUUUUUUUUAAUUUGCCCCCCUCUCCUUUGUUUUGGACCCUUAAGAAUUUUAUUUUUAAAGGAGAUUGAAGCCAUAGAACUCAUAUUGACACUCAGCUGUUUUACAAAAGCUUUUCAUUAUCUGAAGACAUAACUGAAAAAGCCAAAAUGACCAUUGCUUCCUCCAGCUUGUCAGAGAACAUGUGGCUGAACCCACAGAUGUCAACGCUAAUGCCACAGGAACACAUACUUGGCACCUAGAAGGCACGUGUGCAAAGUCCUCAUCGUUCAGGUCCAACCCUUAGGUUUACAGAGUCAGGAUGUCCAUCCAGUGGGGUUCACUGAGUGAAAGGCACAUAAAGCGAUUGGGGAGAAGGAAGAACUCCUCGUCCCGCUAGGAGCAGACCCAAGUUUGUGGCACCAGGCAUCCAGGUGUGCCAGCAAAGCCCUUGGCAUUGUCACGCGGCGGGCACAGGGGCCGGCCACUGGUCCUCUGUGCUUCUUAGCCCUAAAGCCUGGUAUCGUCUCAUGAGGUGGACACUGGAUCAUUCGUAUGCAUCAGGUGUCAGUGAUUAAUGAGAAGAAAUGGGGUAAAUUUUUAGUGAUGUUGCUAAUCAUUGAAUUCUGUUCAAUAUUAAAUUAAGAAAAUGUUCCAAAAGCCAUAAGCCUGAAGGUUGGCCCUGUGCACUCACACACACACACACACACACACACACACACGCACGCACGCACGCGCGCACACACACACACACACACAUACACACAAAGGACAAUAAGAGAAAAGUGAUGCAGAAAACAAGCUAUGUCUUCUUAACUGCCCACGUGAAAAGCGACCAAGUCCAGGAAAUCACAGUAGCUGUUAAGGAAGGAAAUAAUGGUACUGAUCUUUUUCUGUCUGUCAAAACUAUUUGAUCCAAGUGAAAAAAAAAACAAACAAACAGAAAGCUAUGGACCCUGCCAUUAGUAUUGUGGUGUAUUUUUAAAAGAUUAAAGGCACAUUGAUGGAAAAAAAAAAAAGAGUAAAACAUGGCAAAAAAAUAAAAUAACUCCUAUUCUGCCCUCAAAAUGGAGUUUGCAAUUCAUAUCAGUCAGGAUUCAUCCUUGCGAAAAUCAUUGAUUUCCACAUUCAGCCAGUGUAGCCAGCAGAAAUUUCUGAUCCACAAUGCAUGGAUUCCUUUGAAGAAAAAAAAGAAAAAGAAAAAAAAAUCACAAAAACAAACUUUUUUUAUUCAAAAAUAACAAAGUUCUUGUAAGGUAAAUAAUGUAUUUAGCAUGAAGCAUGAAUUAUUUUCAUAUAAAUAUAGAAAAUAGAGAAAAGGCUAUGCCUCUAAUUUUUAAGCCCUUAGGCUUAGAGGUUCUUUUGGUUUUCUUUCUUUUUCUUUUCUUUCUUUUGUUUUUUUUUUUUUUUGUUUGUUUGUUUGUUUUUGGUUUUUUUUUUUUUCUUUUUUUUUUGGUUUUUUCUUUCAGGUUGUUUUGGUUUUUUGAAGCAGGUGUUUAAGGUUUAACCUUCUUCAGGGACAAACUCUGACUGUUGGGGAACUUACUCUGCAAUAUAAAAAUAUCUUCAUGCUCUGGUAGGGCUUGGAUGGUUGAACUCUGUACCGCCUUGCGUGCACUUCAGCCCCGACCCCCUCUGAUUCUCUGUUGAAGUGUGUCCUUUCUCUUUGUCUGUACAUGUUUAACAUGACGCAAUAAUUUGAGGGCAAACUUAGUAGUGAGUGUGUAUGAUAGAAUCAAGAGAAUUAUGGGACGCUUACUUGAGAAAAUCAUUACCGUGAUUUGGUUCUAGGAAAAAGACAGUGAAUAAUUAUGCAAAUUAGCCAGAAGAAGGGGAAACAUGCUAAUGGGCCUUAUUGGGUGAGGGUACGAGAUAGGGUACACGUGAAGGAGGAAGUGACACACAGGUUGGGAAGGCCAGCCCCAGGUAUUUUAUUGCGACAAUGCCAUUUCGCAAUAGGAAGGAGAGGUUGGCCAUUGCUACCACCUCAGCACACUAACCAACCUGGAAUUAAGACCACCUAGAUUGUGAGAGCUGAACUUAGACAACUGGAUGAUGUCACACAGACCAGAAACUCCUGUUAUCUUUGCCUAAAAAAGAAAAAAAAAAUUUUUUUGUGUGUGUAGGGGGGAAUCCAAAGAGAAAUAUCUAGAAGAAUAUGAUCUUCCAUCCAAAUGGAGGGAAGCUUUAAAACACAAACAAAAACACCCACUACCGUGGCUCAGGAUAUGAGGGUGGGGGGAGAGGGAGGGGACUGAGGUGACCUUGAGUUUUUAAAAAGGGACAGUCGUGGGCCAAAGCCAAGCCCAUCUGCCAGGACCAGGUAUGUCAGAAGCUCCAUCAGCCAGGACGGACAGUGGUGCAUUUCCCAGACUUACCUUCCUGUGCGCUGCUGAUGAGAGAACCUCAAAAAAAAUCAACACCUCUACACCAGGUCAGAUUCAUGACCUGAACCUGAAUACUUCCAGCAUUUUUGUUCAGGGUAUGGAGGGGAAUAAAGAUGUAUUUUUGCAGUGCUUUUUGUUCCCUCCGUCUCCCAAACGUCUGACACCCUAAAGCCAUCCACAGCUAUGGAAUCUGCACAACACCUUGAUCUGUGUUGUCACCUGACCAAGCCCAAAAGACCACCACCUCAAUCCCCCGCCCUCACUCCACCCCCAAGAUGAUAAAACCCAGACUUCUCUCCUGAAAGGCAGAGGUAAACAUUCAGGACUAUUUCUGGCAGAGGACUUCUUCCAAUUCAAACCCCACAGUGGGCUGUCUCCCCUCAUUUCAUUUUUCUAAAGGGGCAGAGUCCUUUUUUAGAAAAGAAUAAAAUGCAAUGUGUGUGAUUUACUUUUCUGAUCUCUUUGAGAAAUAGAGAAAUAUCUUAUAAAAGUGUGUUCUUAACUCCAGAACCACUCUUUUUGCAUAAAUACCUCAUCAGGCAGCUUUCUAAGUGUUAUUUUCCUGAGUCUCCCUUGCCACCUUCGUUGGAUCUGCUGGAAGACUUGUUGGGGAACCUUUAGUGAGGGUAAUUUUUUCUAUUUUUCUUCUGUUUUUGGAGGCAUACACAUUAUGCAUAACCAAAACAAUGGCUCAAUUGUGUUUGACUUUGUAUUUUGACUGUUGAGAAAAAAAAAAAAAAAAACAAAUGUAUCAAUGUGUAUGUGGCUGUCUGUAGUGAAUUCAUUGCGGAAUGAGGUUGUCCAUGUCCUUAACAAGCCAAGGGGCAGGAGGCACCCUCUCUUAUCCCCUCCUCCAAGAGCAGUAGAGACUUUAAGCACAAGCCUAUUUGUGAAAGAAUAUUUUGCUUAAGUGUCAUUCACUUUAGUCUUGGAAUUCCUUCCCAAAACGUCAGGUGUUCUUUUAGCUUCCAAACUAGCAUAUGUAUCCAUUAGUCCGACAGAUCGCUUGAGCACCAUUAAGGGGUGUGGUGUUUUUGCUUUCAUUUCUCCUGCUGGGAGAAGUGGUGGUUCAUGUGUCAUUCCAGUAUCUCACAUACUCACACGGGGCGGGGGGAGGGGGAAACGGGGAAUUAUAGCAAUAUUUAAAGAUGCUUUGGAAACCAACGGUGAACACAUCAGCACCAUGACAUCUACGAUUACUGGCUAUUGGCCCUCAGACACAUUUAAGAGAAAGAGACUGUCACUCUUUUUUUCUUAAAUGAUAUACACAUAGACAGUUAUUUUUAUCCUACUAUAAUUGUCUUUUAUCUUUAUCUACUACUAUGUGGAAAGGGUUCGCAUCAUAGAUUUUUCCCAGCCUUAUAAUAUACCAUAAGCUCCUACUUCCCUUCCCCCUCUCUAAACAGUAUACUUUCAAGAGUUCUUUGGUAAAACCAUCUAUCUGAAACUAAAAAUGAACCAAACCCACGUUUAGAUAAUGGUUCGAGAAAACCAUAGCCAAGACAUCUGUGGCAGGUUUCAAUCUUGGGGCUGAGUUUUUGAGGAGUAUACCAGAGGCCUUUCCCAAAAAUGGAUUUUUUUUUUAUUAUUUUAUUUUGUUUUACUUUAUUUUUUUGUAGAGGUAUUCAACAUGUCUAGUGCUUGCUGGCCACAGCAGUUACUACCACAGGGCGUUGUGGAAGAGGGCGUUGUGUUGGAGGCUCCUGCCUGAGGACAUUUCAGGCAAGGGGCUCCGUAGCGUAGAAACCAUGAGGAUGGCUUUUGUGCCCAGCUCAGAGUCCUGUGACACACCCGGACUGCUCAGCACCAAGUGCUACUGACUCAAGUUCCAGUGAGUCCACUGUGUGCGGGGGCCUUUAGCCUCUCACGGAAGAAGGGCUUUGAGAAGGAAUCAGAGUUUUGUACAAGUGACCUAAAUGCGAGGGUUUUCUCUAUGAGAUUGGAUUCAAUUCAGUGUGAUUUCUCUUUCCCUUUAAACUUUAUUCAGGUUGGGACUGGUUUCUUUCUGGUGGAUCACAGCUGCCCAGAUGUUGCGACUUAUUUUUUAUGUUUCUGUAGAGAAGUAUUUUUCUUUCAUCUUCAGGAUUUUUGCCACCAAAAGAAAACAUUGGAACUCUGUGUCCCCUCUUGAUUGUGACUUACCAGUGUUGACAGUUAAGUCCUUGGUGUCGUAGGUCCCAGCCCACCAAUACUAUAUCAAACACUGUUAUGCACAUAAUGCAGCACUGUGAUCUAAUUUAAAUAAUACUUUUUUAUUAUUUAUACUACUAUAUAUAAUAUACAUCAACACUUUUGCUAUAUAACCUAAGUGAUAACCCUCUUUUAGUUACCUGCCAAACUCUGGACUUCGGUUUAUAUUGCAGUUAACACAGUUACCAAGUUGUAAUGGUGUCUUUUUUUCCUUUGUAAUGGAAUGUGUAAAUCAAAGUAUAUACAUUGUGUGGUGUUCCUGUUUCUGAAGUUUCAUGAGGAUUUACACAUGGCAUUCAGUGUUCUGUAUAGAUCUGCCUACCUUUGUGAAUUCACCCGUUCACCCCUCUUUGGGAGAGCACCAGCGAUGGUGGUUAGCUCCUUGUGUUUUCUCUCUCUCCUACUGGUUAUUCUUGAAUUAAGCACAGACUCGUCAGCUCGGUUGCUUUAUCAUGAAUAAUGUGUGUGACCUUGCAAUUCUUCCACAGUUCAGCAAACAAGUGCUAGCUUCACUGACCAAAAAUUAAGGAAGGAAAACACAAUUUUUAAACCGAUCCAUCUUUUAACGGCCGAAACUGAUGUGUCUAUGGUGCUGCAUCUUGCUGUUGUAUUUCUGAAAUCAGACCCAUGUGAAAGAUCAUUUCUGACUUGACUGUGAGAUGCUCACAAGUACCCUGCCUGUUUUGUUAGCAUUGAAAUCAAGACUAUUUAUUUGAAAUAUAUACAACUGUGUUUUUCCACUGUAUUCCAUUUGCAAGAGUUGAGAACAGCCUUCUCCACCUUUUGCAAAUAAUUGAUAUUCCAUAUUGGAUUCUCAAAGACUUCGAUAUGGUGAACCUGUCAAACCCAGAAAUUGUGUUUCAUCCUUUCAUGACUGUGGCCUGAGUUCCCCGGCCCCUCCCCACCUUUUCUUUAGAUGAAACAUAGCACACUUUCAGUUAUUUAAACAUGCAACGACGUUUCUUGAAUAUGUGUGUUGAGGCCAUCUGAGCUCAUAGCUGAUUCAGUAACCAGCUUCAUGCUGUGUCAUUCACACUCACUACUUAUACUGCCAUGGUGAAAAUGUAGAGGAAAAAAGUAUCCAUGUGUGUCUGGGAAGCAUAUACACUUGUACAUUUUUUUAAUACUCUGAUUCUGUAACAUUUCUGAGUUUUGUUUGUGUUUUACAGAAAAAAAAAAAGUGAUAAAGCAAUCAGAAGACCAAGAGGUUUACUAUUGAUGCUUAGGGUCAUCUGACCUUUGCCGGCCAAUAGACCUACACGGCCAAAUUAAUUUCCAAGAGUAAUAAUUUUUCAAAAGCCAAUUUUUUUUUCUGUAUUUUAUGUAUGAAACUGCCAAUAUCAUGAAUAGAAAGGGAGAACCAUAAAGGAGAAAGAAAGUGAUGUUCAGUUAUGUUUGUGUUGACCUAGAGGAACAAUUGUGGAGGCAGGCGCAAUCAGCCAAACCUGAUGGUGUUGCUUUGGAAGCAUCCUUACUUGCAUUUUGCAUUCUUCGUAUGUAAUCAUAUUGCCAAAGACAAACUAUUUCAUCAUUUAUUGUAAAUAACACUUUUCCCCAGACCUACCAUAAAGUUUCUGUGAUGUAUUGUCUUCCAGUUGCAAUAAAAAUUACUGAGUUGCAUCAAUUGAAAAA